AAGCGAUCACGAUUUUGGUAUAAGAAUUGGGAGCCGUAUUAAGUAUAACAAAUGAUGAAUUGUCGACUCGGAUAAUCUUAAACCGGUAUUUAUCGGAGAUGAGUUUACCUGCCGUGGUGCGAAAAAGCAAGGAUACUGAAGUCAGCUUGUCAGCUUGCAGUGUUUGCGGCCAGCAACAUGACACGACUGCAUGUCCGUUUUUACUGGAUCUUCAUCGUGUUAAGGAUGCACCAGUUUUGUCGAGGGCGAGACAGACGCUGCCCGAAAAUCUGGAAAUCACCAAAAUGGCCGACGGUUUGAUGACCGUCACAACAAGGGUCGAACUGCCCAGAGGAACAACGUUCGGACCACUCUACGCUAAAAGAAUAUGGACAAUGAAUCCAUUGACCCAUUUUCCAAUCAGAGUAUUUGGCAAAUCUACCUCUGAAACAUAUCAUCUGGAUUAUUCAAACGAGAACAGCUCAAAUUGGAUGUGCUUUGUUGGGCCGGCGUCAAACGCCAAGGAACAAAAUCUGAUCUGCUAUCAAGUGGAACAGGAUAUUUUUUACACCGCGAUGCGUACGAUAGCCCCAGGAGAAGAGCUGAGAGUUUGGUACGCGCCUUAUUACGCACUCCAGAUGAAGAUGCCAGUAUUCAAUGCUGACUUUGCUAAUGUCAGCGCUACUAUACCGGAUUCAGAAAUCCAGCAAGUGAUAAAGACAGAGAAAAAUGGGGAACAAAUUGGGUUGCUAAAAAAAGAUGUCGCUCAGGAAUUGGCUGAGAAAUUGCCUGCACAGCAUCUCGGAGCUAGGGAUGAUAAAGCAACGUGGAACUGCAGAAUUUGUUCAACUGUUAUCUGCUCUGUCGUCGCUUAUGCCAAGCAUUUAAUGGAGCACUAUAAGCCGUUGAUUGGUGUUUAUUGUAAUAUAUGUAACAAGAAGUGUAACAAUGUGACGGCCUUGGAACGUCACAAAAGUUCCAAACACCCGGAGGAAUCAUCCAACGACAGUGUAGUUGGAAUACCGACGUCCGAGAGUCAACAGCAACAAAAUGCACAAACUAUCUUCCUGAAUAUAAGUGAUUCUGAAGGGCAGACAUCGGAAGCGAUGAAAGAUAUAUUGGAGAAAUUCAAAGCCGGAAAAGCGAUAACAGAGAGCAGUUUGUUGGCAACUUCAACGCCGAAUGAUAAAGAUUCUCAUCACUCAGAUCUACCAAUUUUAGAUACGAAUUCUAUAAACGUGAACGAUUUGCUCCAGAAUAAUGGUUCACUGAUAGAGAAUUCUUCUCUUAAAUCGAUCCUUGAGAAUCAAUGUCUAAACAUGAAUUUAGGACUGAACACAAUGACUGACUCUAUGCUUUCCGUGGAGAAUAUUUCAGCCUCGGAUUCGGUGAAGUUCAAUGUCGAAGAGCUGGCCUCAGAGCUUUUAGAUAUUGUCCCUGAUGUCGACAACAUUAACAAGAGAAUUGACAACCUUGAGUGUGAUAUAUGCGACAAGAAAUUCGAAAAGGUUGACUACUUAUAUCGUCACUUGCGCAAACACACUGGGGAAUUCAUAUGCCCUGCUUGUCUACUGGUAUUUGCCAGAAAAGAGAAUUUGCUGUCACACACGUGUUUUUCUCAAAAAUUGGACUACCAUUACGAGUGUCCAUAUUGCCAGAAACCUUUCAUGUUGAAAAAGUACUUAAGGAGACAUAUGGUCAAGCACACAGCUUGGAAUAACUGCAAGUGGUGCCACUCUCCGUUUUCAUCGCAGGCGGAACUUGAGGCGCACAAAUGUUUGACGCCAAAGCACGAGUGCCUACAAUGCAGCAAACGGUUUGUGCACAGAGCUCACUUGAAUCGGCACCUGAAGCUGCACGAGAACCCGAAACCAGCGGCAAAACGGGUGAGAAAAAAACCCCCGGAGAAACCUGUUAUAUGCGAGAAGUGUGGCGAUGUUUUUAAAACUCCGUACAGCUUGAAGCAGCACCUCAGUUCGCACGGGGAGAGAACUUACGAAUGUGACAUUUGCCAGCGAAGAUUUCAUCGCAUCGGCGUCCUGAAAGAGCACAAAGCAAUUCAUCAGGCAGCCCAAAUACCAUGUAACAUUUGCGGGAAGAAAUUGAAAAGCAAAAAGGCUCUGGACAUUCAUAUGCUUUUGCACGGGAACAAGAAAUACCAAUGCGACAAGUGCGAUAAAAGUUUCUUUCAAAAGUGCAACUACCAAAAGCAUCAUACCAAAUUUCACAGCGAAAAAACACCGUACAAAUGCUCUCUCUGCUCUCUACAGUUCGCAAACAAGCUCAAAUACAACAAGCACAUUGAAAGCCACACUAAGCCUGCCCAAUUCAUGUGCGCAACAUGUCCUAAGUCCUUCCACAAGGAAUGUCAGUUGAAACGUCACACGCAGACGAGUCACAGCGGAAUUGUUUAUCGUUGUCCCUAUUGCCAAAUGGCAUUCAGACAUAGACACAGCGUGCGAAGGCAUUUUGAACGCCAGCACAAUGCUUUGAAAGAGGACUGGGACAAGCCGGGAUUUCUUAAUCAGUUAACGGAAAAAGCUCCCGUUGAACCAAUUAAUCAAGCACAGAUUGAUGAUAACAAAUUUUUGGUGAAUUACGAAGAUGUGAAUAAUAAGGAUUUUGGAGACACGGAUAAUGCACAAGAUGGAGCUAUGCUGCUGUCUGUCGCGGGAAUAGACGAUACUACAUUUUUACAGACGCCUCAAACUGAUAGUGUGGUGCAACUUAACCCGGAAGGUGAAGUGAAUUGCAAUUCAAUGAAUGGUCACGAAAUUCUGCUGCAAGUAGCAGGCAUCGAACAGCCAGGAUCUAUGGCGAAUUCAGAUUUGUCCCUGACUGAGGUGCCGCAACUGAGUAUUAGCGAGUCGGACGCUCGUCUGGCGGAAUCUGUACUUGGUAAUGCCUAUAUAUUUGGGGAGGACGGUGGUGAUAUUAUGUUCUACGUAUUAGAUAACGCGCCAACAAUUUCCGAAUAUUAGUGAUUAGUCUGCUUCAUCUACCUUGUUAUUAAAAAUUAUUAGCAUAAUUGAACCUGUUUACGAUAACGUUUAAGCAAUAUUUAAGCAAAAAGGAAAGUUUAAUCAACCUCAACAUUUCCUGGCGGAAAAAUAUUUCUGCAAGUUUCUAAAGGAAUAUCUUAAAAAUUUCGCCAAAUUAUUUAUAAAUUCUAACGAACUCCUCUGGAAAGAGGAGUAAAAUCACCCAUUAAUUAAACAGAAAAUCAAAACAGAAGCCCUAUCAAAGCUUUGAAAUCAUCUUCACUAUGGACAUUUAAAAAACGUCAAACUCCUGA
Molecule: messenger RNA, 3274 nt
Organism: Diprion similis
Lineage: Eukaryota; Metazoa; Arthropoda; Insecta; Hymenoptera; Diprionidae
Product: zinc finger protein 470-like
Exons: 14
Coding region: 99-2960 (953 amino acids)
Molecular function (GO): protein binding
Source: RefSeq, a predicted model, not a curated record